Molecule: messenger RNA, 17210 nt
Organism: Megachile rotundata (alfalfa leafcutting bee)
Lineage: Eukaryota; Metazoa; Arthropoda; Insecta; Hymenoptera; Megachilidae
Product: unconventional myosin-IXa
Biological process (GO): intracellular signal transduction
Cellular component (GO): actin filament; myosin complex
Molecular function (GO): microfilament motor activity; GTPase activator activity; ATP binding
Source: RefSeq, a predicted model, not a curated record
GGGGAACGAGCCAAUCAGAAUCGACGUUAUGUACCAUGUGAUCGGAAAAAUCGAAAUGGUGGACGUAUCGGGACGCAGGAUCCCGAGAGGAGACGAAGGACGAUAAACUGGGCAAGGGCCCAUCAUCCGUGUCAUCGAUAUUAUCAAACGAAGAACACGAUUAACCGCGAAUAUCGGUGUAAAUUCAAGUAAAACCGGCGACGUUAGAUAUAGCGUAGAAGUAUUGGUGAUAGUAGAUCUUGUUUACCGAAGUGUCAAUCCGCCCGUAUUGUACGUGUAUUCUUUUGGUGCGAGAAAACAGAGGAACAGUGUGUAUCGAAUCCGCGAGAGUCACGGAUGCAUCUAUCGUUCCUUCGAUAGUAUGUUUUCGUAAAGGUGAAUAAAAACGAGAAUAUAUCUGAGGUAAACGAACAGGAAGGAAGGAAACUGGUAAUUGUGAACAGACGGCAGUGCGUUUACAGUGAAAAUCAUGUCCGUGGAAGCAUGUUAGAGUAUGCGAGAGUUUUGAUGAAUUAUAAGAAUGUGUCACAUCGAGCAUCUUGUUACCAGCGAAAGAGAUAAGAUACUUCCUUAACGCACAAAAGUUUUAUAAUACGUACAAAUGCAAAUGUGUCUGUAAUCUUUUGCAAUAAGUAUAGUAAAAUACUCAAAAUGUCAUGGAGAUGUUCACAAAGUAUUGAAAACCUUGGAUUAUUGUCUCAGUGGAGAAACUGAGUUACUGCCUGCCAACAAUAGUACACCUACAUUCUUUUCAAGUAUAUGGUGAAUGUCAUAAAAUAUAAUGGCUGUCAGAAAAGUUUUAAUGAACAUUCAGUGUUAAAUACAUGAUACCUGAAUUAAACACGUUAUCCUAUACAUUCAGAAUACUCUAACUGCUAAAGAACAAAACCAAUAAAGAUCUGUAAAAUUGACUGAAUAUAUAAAUCUAAAAAGAAUAAAAUAAUUUUACUCACUCUAUUUUAUUAUACAAAAAGAAAAAAGUAUAUUAAUGUAUGAUUACAAUACUCUGUGGUAUUUUUGUCCUAUCGAUCAAAUUAAAUAAUGAAUUUAAAAGGAAGCUUUAAGAAAGAUUUGGAAAUACUUUACUAUUUCUGUAUACUAUGUACUGCGAUGAAAGAAAAAUAAUAUUUACAAAUUUUUAUUUUGUUAAACCAAUUCAUAUAUAAGAUUUGACUUGAUGUGUAUAAAUAAGGUUUUUUAGUUUACAAGUACUGGAUAAUUUUGAGUGCAUUUGACAAAAUUAAAUUAAAAUAAAUAAUAACUGUAAAUAAAUUCAGAAAUCAGUGAGACUGUAACAGUGAACAUUUUUAAACAAAAUGUAUAAAAGUUAUUUUAAACGUUUGUAUCAAUGGCUGUACAUAAUUGAAAAACAGAAAGGAGAAGAAACAAUACAUUUGAAAUUUUGCUUGGAUGACAGAGGACAAGUUUGUUAACCCUAUAAAGAAUAAGGGUUAAAAAAUGGAUAACUGUGGCUCAGGAGUAGUGCAAGUAUUUGUGGGUGAAUGGAGCCCAGAAUAUGAAGCACUUUCAAUUAAAGCAACAAAACAAACUUCAUCGGCAGAGAUAGUGGAAUGUAUCAUAGAAAGACUUGGAUUAGUUGAUGCUUCUGUUUCUAAUGGUUAUGAAUUAGCAGAAGUUGUAGGAAAUUCUGUCGGACAAGAAUGUAAAGAAAGAAGACUUGGACCAUCUGAGUGCCCCGUGGCACUUAUGUUACUAUGGCCAAAAAAUGCAGCGCAGCAAGAGUAUUACAGGUUUUAUUUGCGAAAAAAGCAAUCAGAUUAUUUAUGGUCAGACAGUAGAUUUCCCAUGGAUCCGCAACUUUUAAAGGACUAUUUUAAUAGAUUCUUGUAUCAACCACGUGACAAGGAAUAUCCAGAUCUAUGUCAGCUUCCGGAUCUUAAUGAACAAACUCUAUUGGACAACCUCCGGGCUAGGUUUUUAGCUGGAAACAUAUACACAUAUGUUGGCAGCAUAUUAAUUGCACUGAACCCAUUUAAAUUUUAUCCUAUCUACAAUCCAAAAUAUGUGAAACUGUAUCAGAACAGAAGAUUGGGGCCAGACAUACCUCCACAUAUAUUUGCCAUAGCUGAUGCAGCUUAUCAUUGUAUGCUUAAAGAAAAGAGAAAUCAGUGUAUUGUUAUUAGCGGGGAGAGUGGAUCCGGUAAAACGGAAUCGACAAAUUUUCUAUUGCACCAUUUGACAGCACUUAGCCAGAAAGGUUCUCAUGGUAGUGGUGUUGAACAGACGAUACUCAGUGCUGGCCCAGUACUAGAAGCAUUUGGGAAUGCAAAAACGGCACAUAAUAACAACAGUAGUCGAUUCGGUAAAUUCAUACAGGUGAAUUAUAAAGAAAAUGGAAUGGUACAUGGGGCUGUUGUACAAAAGUAUCUUUUGGAAAAAUCAAGAAUAGUUUCUCAAGGGAGGAAUGAAAGAAAUUACCAUGUAUUUUAUUACCUCUUGGCCGGUGCAAGUGAACAAGAAAAGCAACUUCUGCAUUUAGAAAGUUGUGAUCGUUAUAAUUAUUUAAACAAAAGUGGUUGUUAUGGACUGGAAAAUAUCGAUGAGCGACAUGAAUUUUCAAGACUGAAACAAUCCAUGGAAAUGGUUGGAUUUACACCGGAAAAACAAAGACGAUUGUUCGCAGUUUUGUCAGCUGUCCUCCUACUCGGCAAUGUGGAAUUUCAACCUAGAAAGUCUUAUCAUCAUCACGAUGAAGCUGUAGGAGUGAAAAAUCCUGAGGUGGUUGCAUUGAUCUCCGAACUCCUCAGAGUGAAACAAGAGACUCUUUUGGCUGCACUUACUGCCAAACGUGCAAGAGCUUCCGGAGAAACAUUAGUAAUUAACUAUAGGCUUCCAGAAGCAAUUGCAGCAAGAGAUGCUAUGGCCAAAUGUCUGUAUGGAGCGUUGUUUGAUUGGAUUGUGCUACAGGUGAAUCAUGCUUUGCUCUCAAAGAAAGAUACUCUUAGAGAUCACCAAGGCAAUAGCAUCGGUGUACUAGAUAUUUUUGGUUUCGAAGAUUUCAAAACGUGCAAUAGCUUUGAACAAUUAUGUAUAAAUUAUGCAAACGAACAGCUACAACAUUAUUUCAAUCAACAUGUUUUUCAAUACGAACAACGAGAGUACAGAAAGCAGGGAAUUAGGUGGACGGAUAUAGGAUACAGCGAUAAUUCGGGCUGCUUAAAUUUAAUCGAAGGAAAACCGAAUGGUCUUCUCUGUCUUUUAGACGAUCAAUGCAACUUUCCGGGCGCAACGAAUGAAACACUGCUACAAAAAUUUAAUUCGGUACAUAAAGACAAUCCAUUUUACGAGGCACCACAACGACGCGAAGCAGCUUUCGUUGUACGACAUUAUGCUGGGUCUGUUAAAUACCAAGCAUCCAACAUGAGAGAAAAGAAUCUGGACUUAAUGCGACCUGAUGGUGUAGUUGGUGUAUUGAAAAAUUCUUCCCUUGCUUUUGUUCGGGAAUUAGUGGGUGCAGAUCCGGUUGCUGUAUUUAGAUGGGCUAUCCUUCGAGCAUUUUUUCGUGCUCAUUUUGCUUUCCAAGAAGCUGGUCGAGCUCAUAGACAUGGUCGAGCUGAUGGUACAAAAACAUCUGUCCAAAACAGGUAUAGGACACCGAACGAGAAUUUGAUAAGUUCUCACAAACAUAAUCGUCCACCAAGCUAUCAGAAGCAGCGCAGUGUCUGCGUGCCAUCAGCUAUACCCACUACCACAUUAUCUUCCAUACAACUCGAAAACAGCGACAAUGUAAACAACAACCGAUUGUCGUGGCCACAAUUUCGAAACAUUAACCAAACGCAACACCCGUCAAAUGUCACCACAAUGAAGGGUUACUUAAUAAGGGGCAGGGAAGACCAGCCUCAUAGUAAUAAUAAAGUCAGACGAGAUACUCAUACUCCGCUAGAGAGGGUGCUUCCAAAAGACGAAGCAAACGUCAUGGAACGCGCUAAUCAAAUAGUCAUGAAAAACAAAUCGUUUCGGCCAAGAGAACGUGGCAAGAAGGGUUUAAAAAAUCUUCAAACCGUGAAGACACUUGCUGGAAGAAUACAGAGUUAUGGUACCGGGCCUGGAAAAGCGAGAAAACAACCUAUGACAGUAUCGGCACAGUUCCAACAAAGUUUGCACAGUCUUAUGGAUACUUUAAAUCAGGCAAAUCCAUUCUUCAUCAGAUGCAUUAAGAGCAAUGCUAAUAAGGUACCAAAUGAGUUCGAUGAGGAGACUGUGCAACGACAAUUACGAUACACGGGGAUGUUAGAGACGGUCCGAAUAAGGCAAGCUGGAUUCAAUGUUAGAUUAACGUACGAAGAAUUUAUCCAGCUGUACAGAAUGUUGCUACCUAAAGGACUGUUAAGCUCUCAAUCGGACGUUCGAGAUUUUCUAUUGACGCUGAAUCUCAACAGAGAUAAUUAUCAGCUCGGAACAACGAAAGUGUUCCUCAGAGAAUCGGAAAAGAUCAAAUUGGACAUAGAGCUGCAUCAGCAAAUAAUUACAAGUAUUACAACAAUACAGAAAUGGUUCCGUGCUUGUCUGGAGAGGAGAAAGUUCCUUAGAUUAAAGAAUGCAGUCGUACAAAUACAGUCGUUCUGGAGAAUGGUUAUUGCUCAAAGAUUCGCGAAUUCGUUACGCGCCAGAAUCGAGGCUGCUACUCACAUCCAAUCUGCCUGGAGGGCAUACAAACAACACAGUUGGUUUAAGAAGCUGAAGUCGUGUGUGAUUACUUUCCAAGCUUACGUGCGAGGUAAUAAUGCAAGAAAGGCUUUUGCAGAACUCAAAAAACAAAAGAAAUUGCUCGUAGAUAAAAUUGGGGACUACAAAGAGAGUCACGAUCAAAGAGAGCUUACGUAUGAUAACAGCAAGAUAUAUUCCAGACUCCGGGAUAGUGAAGAAUCACUCACGGAAGAUCAUGGACUUCCGGAAUUCAAUACCAUUCGCAAAACGGAACUCCAAAAUCGUCUAUCAUCGUCAAGGACGGACAGCAUUCUUCGGGAUAGUAAUGUCGAUACAAGCAUAUCGUAUUCGAAGCGUAAAAUUGCACCAAAUGCCCGAAUAUUACAGGAAUCUAGCGCGAUCUUGAGAAAUGCAGAAUCGUUCACCUCGGAAGAUUUUAACGAACGUAAAAGUAGUCUUGAAAGCUUGACGAGUCUAAGGAGCUACGAAUCUCAAAUUAGCGUGAACAGUUCUGAGUCUCAGGAAAACUCUUACAAUAAGCCUGUACCGAGUACCAGAACAAAACGUGGCGAUCAGUCCCCGGUAGUUACGACAAACACAAGUCUAACUAAUACUUCCAGUCGUUUGUCGUCUGUUAGUAAACGAGCGGAUAGUUCGUCGACAGGCUACAGCGAUGGAGAGACUGAUACGGAGAUUCCAAGCGCUGUGCAGAGUGCUCCGCCUGUUUUCAAUGCUACGCCGCCAUUCCCGAGUCCGCGAGAAAUUAAGUACCACCAGUCGAACAUAAAUUUAACGAAUAGUCCAAAUUCAGAUGUCUGGCGUCGUAGGCCGGACUGUUCGUGCAUUAAUUACAGCGAUUAUUUGCUGUCGGGUCCGCAGAAAACGACGUUGGUUCGAUCUCCGAAUGUUUCUUAUUACAAAAAUAUUGUUGAUAACAUAUUUGAACAAACGCAGCAGGACAAACCGAACGAAGCGUCGAAUUAUAACGUGAAGCUGGAUCCAAACGAACGUUUUGUUCACAUGGAAAGCUCUUCGGGCAGGGAACAGCGUAGAUUGAGUGACAACAGCGUGCCUAGCGAGCGAAUCGAAAGCGUUCCUGCUUCGCCUAUUAGACGUGAUCAGACCUACACUCAUGGCAAAGAGAUAAAAGAUUUCAGUUAUUUAAGGAGACAAAACUCGGAAGGUGAUACGUCCAUAAAACAAUUGGAUGUCGUGAACGAUGAAAAUGUCUUGAAAAAUACACUACUGAAAGGAAAUACACCCAAGGAGAAAAACUCGAGACCGAAAGAAAAAUGCGAACCUGAUGUGCCCGUUAGAAGCGCCAGAAGAAACCGGCCAUCUCGCGAGGUCCAAUGUCGAUCCAUGGGUGAAAGUGUCUCGGAAACUGGUGCCGGAGAACCGAAGAGUCUCUUCCUGGGUACCAUUAAAGAAAGCGACCUGCACAAGUCUGCAAAUGUGCGAUCUCGAAAAGAUGGCUCGCACGAGGUCGCGUCGAGAUCGGUGACCGAUUGGCCCGUGAAUAAAAGCGAAUCCGCAUCGAAGACUCAGCAACCUGGAAAACGUAUGAGAUCCAACGCUAUAACGACUCUGGAAUUAAGAAGAAGAAAUUCCGACCCGGCUACGAAGAUAUCGGGGCUCAGCGAGGACAAAGCUGGCACCGAUACGAGUCCGAACGAUUUGAAACUCGCGCCAGGAAUGAAUCUUUUGGAAUGGAAAGGCAAUCUUUUCACUUUAGCUGGUCAUUGUUUUAGAAAAGUAGCAAGAUUCGCCAAAGAUGACGUGUGCGUUUGCUGCCACGAAAAGAUGGACGCAUUCGUGACGCAAGGCUACAAGUGCAUCGACUGCAAGCAGUUGUACCACGUGAAAUGUAUUCAGAAUGGCGGGGUACUUAAAAUGCCGUGUAUACUAGCAAACACUCCGGGAAGGCGGAAAAACAGGAAAAUACCUCGUACACCUUACGACGCUAACAAACAAACGGUCGCGUCCAAGUUUAGUUUGACCGGAACCUCGGCUUUCUCGGAUAGCACGGACAAGAUAAUAUCCGACGCGAAAGAGUUGGCGCUUAUGCAGGAUUUCAUCACGAAGAAGAUAUACAUAAUGGAGGGCCAGGAAGAAGGCAGGAAACCCAGCGAAGUAGAUCGCGUGUUCAAACAAGCAUUGCGUAAAUUUAAGGACGAUCUGGUGAUCACUUACAGCGUCGCUAUUCAACAAGGUGUCGAGGGUAAUAUCAAGUACACCGAUCUAAUCGCGAACUUUUUACACGUGAUGGAGACGGUUUGCAAGCAAGAAAAUACCACCGAAGAUUUCCCCGUGACGAUGGGCGUGAACGCUUUCCGAGGAUUCAUGAACGAAUUCAUGACGCUAGUCAAAACCGAAGCACCGGAGAAACAGAGUAAAAGUAAACGUAAGAAGGAGAAGAAACGGAAACAGGAGGAGCCCACGCGACAUGGUAAUCAUAUGUUCCAGUUAACUAUGAUAAAUAUACCUACAGCCUGCGAGGUGUGCACGUCUUUCUUUAUGUGGCCUAUCGAGCGAGGACUUGUAUGCCAAAAUUGCAAGUUAACUUGUCACAAAAAGUGCUAUAUGAAAGUGUCUGCGGAGUGCGGGAAGGACGCGUCGCUGCACGAGAUGAACUCGCACAAAGUUUUCGGUGUACCGUUGUAUAAACUCGACUGUGGCGACGGAAAAGUGCCAGUGGUGGUGGAUCGAUUAAUCACGACCAUAGAGAUGCACGGUCUCUACACGGAGGGCAUCUAUAGAAAGAGCGGUGUCAGUUCGAAAGUGAAGGAGUUGAAACUGAAAAUGGACGAGGGUGAUCUGGAAAAGGUGGACUUCGAGAACUAUCAGGUACACGUUCUCGCGGCGGUGCUGAAAAGUUUCUUUCGGGACAUGCCGGAGCCUCUGUUGACGUUCGAGUAUUACGACGACUUCCUGCACGCUGCUAAUUUGACGGAUCCCCGGGAUCGGAUCAGCACGCUUUUCGCCAUCCUGAAGAAGCUACCGAAGCCCAACUUCGACCUGAUGGAACGACUGAUCGUCCACUUGGCGAGAGUGGCGCUACACGAAGUGGACAACCGAAUGUCCCCGUCAGCCUUGGCGAUAGUCUUCGCACCGUGUAUCCUGAGGACGAACAGGGCGCUACCCGCGCAAGAUUCCUUGCAGGACGUCGGCAGGCAGACCUGUUGCGUCGAGACGAUCGUGCAGGAGAAACUGAGGGUCGUGCGGGCAACUCUGGCCGACAUAAAUACCCUCGAGUCUGCCUGCCACACGGCCACACAUCGUCUGUCCAGUCUGCGAUCUUCGAAGAUCUUCAGUCCGGAAGAGUUGAACGCGGCGACUCCGAGCGCGACCGCGAGAGGACCUGCGGAUCGGGACAGAGAUCGGGGCGACGAAGAAGAGGCGAUUCUCGUCGAUCAUAUACAAGAAAUCCAAAAGGAAAAAGCCCUAUUAACUUCGACCCUCCCUAGCCUAACGAGAGCUUCUUCGGACGAUGACCUACUUCUAUCUGCCACGGACUUGGAUGAUGGGUCCCUCGAUGAUCUUCUCCCAUCUUCUGCUGACGGACUCGUAAGGAAGAAACCAAUCCAGAGGCAAAGUUCUGCGGACAAUGCAUUUCCUACGAUUAUCAGUGUCGACGAGGACAUGGUAAUGGUAUGACCAUCGACGGUCACCACGAAGGAUGAUCGUUAAUCGUAGCAACAUGACACACGCUGUGAAGCGUCGACUGACGGCAGCGAAUCGACGAGUCUGUUACUCCUGGUCUCAUCGGCAAGCCGCUAGUAAUUUAAAUAAGUAGUAAACACGACAUUAGGUAGGUCUUAGUAAUUUGUUCCACGCGAAGUUAAACUAAUUCGAUUAAACACGUGCAUAUAAGUAUAUAUGUAUACAUACAUACACACAUACAUAUAUAUAUAUUUUUUUCACUCUGUCGCAAAGCUUUCAAAGAUUUCUAAAAAAAAAAAAAGAACAAAACGACGAUUAACAAAAACGCGAGCAUCAUAUGGCUUCACGUGAAAUGUACUAAAUAUUCAUUUUAUAAUCUAUUUUUCUCCCGGAAUGCAUUCCUCUUAUCGAAGACUGUCAAUCAGGCUAGAUGUUUAGAUGAGAACCACCGAUACAGUUUGUAUCAUAUCGCAGGUAUUCUAUGCCAGAAUAUCCGUUAGUUUUCACUUUGUCAUGUUUCGUUUGUCCGUAGGAGCGACGUGAAGAGGUACGAAUUAUUAAACGAUUAUGUCGUCGUUAAAGGAACGGAGAAAGAAGAUUGUCCGUUUAUUGUUACGAAUAGUUUAGUCUGAUUUCGAGGUCUCGUUCUCAUUCUACCGUAUUUUUGUAUCGGUUCGUUUGAAAACGACCAUUUCGCUUCAACCACCCUUGUUCUCGACUGUUUUACAGAUUUUAUAGACUGUUGCGUGAACCACACACGAUAUAUGGUAACUUGUUUUCUUCGUAACGAAAGCGUGUACCGUUUUCAUUGACAAUCGCAAGCUUAGAAAGCGUGUUUUUUGUUAUCAGAACGAUUAGGAAGGAUAAAGCAUAAUCUCGACAAUCAGAGGUUCGACAGGAAGGGUUCAACGAGACACCUUGUCAGGUUUCGUUUUUCUUUCACCGGGCAUGUUUCGUUGAAUUUCUUGCCUUUUUUUUCAUCGUCUUCUUGUUUUAAAGUAAAUAGAAUACUCGCGUGGCGUUAUAGAGGUAGUCGAUCGGAUCGCUGGUUCAAGCAGGAGAUUCGAGAUCACGCGGAACGAGGGAAGGAGGAAACCAAAAUGUAGCUUGUACAUAUUAUACGAUAAUGAGUAUCUCGUAAUAAUCUGUUAUUAUUGUUAACUUUACGAGAGACGUUACCAAGAUAAUAUUUCUACUGUCGAUAUUCGUCGUGUAGGGCUUACACACGCCUAUCUGUCGAUAAUACACACACGUAUAUAUAAAUAUACACACACGUACACAAGGCCUGCCAAUUUUGUUCUUUUCCUUCGUAUCAGUUUUUACUUAGGAUACUUCCUUUCGUUCAGAGACUUCUUAUAUAUAUACAUAUAUAUAUAUACAUAAAACGCGUCCAAGUAAACACGUAUUGAAGGAUAUAUAUAUAUAUAUACAUACACACAUGGGAGACAUUUAUAUACACGAGUACUUAUGUAUAUACAGAGAUUUUGUGUGCACAGGACUGAGCAGACAGUUUUCUUUUUUCUUUUUCUUUUUUUUUUUUACUUCAGAUUUAGUACGAUUUCGUUUUAGUUUCUCUGUCGUCCAGUGUCUUUUUUCUUUUUUAAUACCCUCUCCCCUUUUUUUUAAUGAAUUAGCCGGCGUCUAGUUGCACCAUUUUUCCCAUCCGGUGCGUUCUCGCGACAAAUUCGAACAAUUAGAAUUAGGUUUUAUUUCUGUUGCAUACGUAGCUUUUUACCGCGAUGAUCGCUUCGUUAUCCUUCGUGUUCUUGUUCUUCUUCUUCUGCAUCUUGUUUCGAUUCGCGAAGUCUAUUCGUGUUAUAUAUGCGUUCGUUUUAGAAUGAUCGAUUAACGACCCCGACUGUUUUUAACUGUUCGUGUGUUCGUGUUUUCGCGCGUAGCUCUUCUUUUUUAAGCUCGCCCUCGGUGAUCCGGAACGCGAGAGGCGGCUUUGAGAUUCCUUGUUUUACGGUUGAUCGAUUUUUACACUGAUUAGGAUAGGAUCGUUGCCCGGACUACGUUUCGUUCGACUGUUGCGAACCGGUUCGUAGCGUGUUUUUAAACGUUAAAGAAUGUUAAUGAAAAAUGUUAAUGCUUCCAUUGCGUCGAGUCCAUUGCAUUGGCGUAACUAGGAUUUCCGUGUAGGGUGGAUUAUGUUCCGAAGAAAUAUUAAGAAUUACCCGAGAAAUACCGAGCACUAUAGUCUUCCUUAAAGAAAAUGGUGAUACGAGAAACUCCAUUACUCGAACAAACUUUAGAGUUUAGAAUUUGUCAAAUUUACAAAUCUUCGAACGUCCAAACAUUGAAUUUUUCAAAUGUUCAUAUUUCGAAAUUUUCAAAUGUUUAUAUCACCAAAUUUAAACUCGUACAAAUUAAGCAUAAUGCAUAGGUCUUGAAUCUUACAGCGGUAAUGGCCUUUCUCCAUCACCAUUGUGGAAGUCCAGAGUGCUUGAAUAAUUUCUAAUCGAAAGAGGUUCAUAUUUUAGAGUGUCCAGGAACCACCCUGGGCCUUAUCUGGUUACGUCAAUGGUCCACGAACGUCCAUGACAUCUCGAGCGAUCAUUCGAACCGAUUCGAUGUAGAAUGGUUCUCUUGGUUCGAUGUCGAAACAGUUCUUCGUUACAUACGUUAUAUCCUAUAGAGUUUUCGUGAAAGCAGAGAAAUUAGAAACGUACUUUUUACCGAUCAAAGUGCUGGUGAGCGCGUAUCAAUGAGAAACAGGCUAAAACGUGCCAUCGUAGAAGGGCGAAGGUCCCUUUCCUUGAUGCUCACUUUUUAUCUCAAUCGUUGCUCAUUCUUACGUUUACGAGACUUCGAUACAUCCCUUUCGGAAUAAGUUCCUCGAGUAUUGUUCCAAUAUUCGUUUUUCUUUUUUUAACAACUCUAUGUGUUCUGGCAUUUUUAUUAUCGAGAUACGUGAUCGUUGUAUCAUUCAUUUUGACCCUCGUUCUUAUUUUACAUACGGUUGGGCAUUGUUCAAAUAAUCAAACGAGUUUGCUACAAAAAUAUUCGAAAAUGAUGAAUGUUUUUUCGUAACGAAUGUAUGUCGGAAGAUUCCUAAAUAAAAGUUUCGAAUAAAACAAAGUUAUCACAAACACCGAUAACUUUUAAUCGGAAGUUUUUAUUCGGAUCAAAUGUUCGUUGUUUUUGGAAUAACUGCGUUUUGUUCUCAAUUUCUAUUGAACAAUCUUGCAAUACACGAAUAAAAAAUGAUUCGUUAUUCUCGAAUAUUUUUCUUUUGAUAAAAAAUCGAAUAGUGUUUUUUUUUUACUCCAUGCUUUCGAUCGGUAGCGCAGGUACGAAGAGGAGGGAUGUAAGUACGGUUAAAGAAUCUUUCUGUUGAGAUCGUUGCUGUUGAUUUCGUUGCGUGUGUUGUAAAGAGUUCGUUUGUUGUUUCGUUGAAGCGUUCCCUCGAGGAGAAAAAGGUUGACCGAAAGGAGUUGUUGAUUUCGCAUUUCGGCUAGUCUUCGUUGUCGCUUGUUGAAUCGGUCGACUGCGAGCAAGUUUCCGUUUGUUUUUUCUCUUCAGAAGAUUUAUUAGACGGAUCGCCACGGUUGGGUAGAGCUUGUAAAUCCCAGUUAGAGAAUCGACCGUGGCGCGACUUUCGGUAGUCUAAUCUCCGUGUAACGAGUAAGAGCUAAUCGUUAAUCUGUAAAAGAUCGUUUCACGCAAACGUAUUACGCUUCUAUUGUGCAAGGUGCCUCGCGCGAGUAUCGAGCGCACAAUACGUGUUUCGUCUCUAUCUGGAUCGUGAAAGGAGAAAAAUGAACGAUGAUCGAAUGACCACGUAGCUUGCGACGAACGAUCCAAGACCCUUCGAUAUCUUUGCACCAGCUGAAAAUCUCAUGCGUGUAGAAAAACCUACUUCUUCUGUUGUCAUUAUUUUUCAACUUAGAAUCAACGUGAAUUACAAAUUAAAAGUUAUGAGUUCCAUAAUAAGUCUUUCCAUUGGGUGUUUCAGUUAACUCCACCUCGUACUAAAUCCUACAGUUUAUGCAAAUAGUGACGUAUUCAUAAUACAAAUCAUGAGUUCAUGUACAAUUGAUGAAGUGUAGCGUUUCAUCAUGGUAAUGAAGUCGACCAUUAAAAUCGGGUUAGCCUCAUUAAGGAUACUGACGUGUGCAUUUAGUUUGCAAGUUCAACAAAGGUUCACCUAGAAACACUCUGUUUUCUUGCACAUUAUUAAUCCUUUCAGAAAUCUUACUAGUUAUCAGAAUCUUUUUCCAACCUAAAGAGGUUAGCUGCAACACCCAUGAAUCAAAAUAGAAAAGCAGCUUGAGAUUUUCGUUGGUGAGAACACAGGGUCGUAGCCUGUACAUACGCGGAAGUUGGUGGCGCGAGUAAAGGAACUCUUCAUGACAAUAUCGCCCCGAAAAAGUCCUAAUUAACUCCGUCGCGUGUAGCCGUGGCGAAUGUUUCUCGCAACACGCUCUAUAUUUCGUUGUCUUCGAGAUCUUGUUUCACGACGUUUCUUUGAACACCGUUACGAACAAAUCGAUCAGAAGCCAUGGAACCUGCGUCGACCUUGUACCUCCGCGAAACGAGAAACCGAAGCUGCAGGAUGCUAAGCGAAACGGCAACGACCGAGAACAAAUGUCGCGAACGGAGACGAGAGAAAGUAUCGUUCCACUUUCGGCCGAAUUCUAUGAAAUACGCUUAUUACAGUUAUAGGUGCGACAGGUCGCGGUCGUUGUUCUCCGGGGAUGUCUGCCUCGUCCCUGAUCGAUUUGGCCGGUCAUUGUUCGCGGUGCACCGCCGGUGGACGAUCUAUUUUCGGGCGUCGGUUAUAUACGCGACGUAUAAUCACGCGGCUACUUCCGUUUCGCGAGCAUCUUGCACGAGAAUUCUCGAGUGUGCGACGCGACGCGAUGUUGAGGAAGAUCGAGGCAGGCGCUGCUCGAAGCUCCAAAUCUCGAGGUGUCUGGUAUCGAUCGAGGCUGAAACGAACAGACAGUAUCAUACGGUCUUCAACGAUUAUACCGAAACGUCGCGACGCUCUUCCCAUUUGCGUCUCCCGCCUCUACUAUAAGAUCGAGAUCGAAUUGUCCAAGCUCGUUGCGACUGAUUCUGCUGCGAAGGAAUAUAUCUACCUUUAAGGGGUCUUUCAUUUUUGUUCCUCGAGGGUUAGGUCAGAACAGGACAGCGAUCAACCCGGUAAUUUGAACACGUGGAAAUUGAUAAAUUUAGAUAUACACAAAUUUCAAAGCUUUAAAUUAUUGGUCGGAAGCGCACACCGGCUGUAUAUUCUCGCACUGUUCAUUGGUCAAUCGAGAACUCGGAUGAUCACUAUACAUAAAUGUUUCAAGGUUCCGAAUAUUUAUUAACGAUACCGAAAUAUUGACAAUAUUAUAUUGACAAUAUAUAUUGAUCGUGAGAGUCUUAAAAUAUUCCAAUGUGUAUUGAUCGUCCAAGGUUCCCGCAAGAGCCGGGCACAAAUUUCGAACAGUUCUAAACCGAGUGAACUUGGGAAGCUAACAUUGCACACGUCCAUCUUCUAUUAUAAUCAGCGUAACGAGCUUGGACCCUCCGUGCAUUGUAUUUAUACAUACCUAUAAAAAUACACAGAUACACACAUACCCGUUAUUUUUUCUUCGAAGAACAAGUGAGCGUGCACGUGUGAUAACGUAGAACGAAUAUUAGAAUGGAGAAGAGGCGUAUGAUGAUGUGUCGCGCGAAGGACGAUCUAAAUAUACAUAUAUAAAUACGAUAUAUACAUAGUAGCAUUAUAAAUACGUAGAUGUGCGCGAAAUCGCGUAGGUGUGCGGAAAGAAUGGGCGGCUGGCUCGUUCGAUGGUCGUUCGAUCGAGACAGCGCCGAGGCAUAGUCGCGAAAUUGUCCCGAACAAAGAACAGUAUCCAGAGGGAAGGACAUGCAUACACGUGUACAUAUACAUACAUGUAUAUCUAUAUGAAGAAAAAAAAGAGAAGAUGUACGCGAAGGGUCGAGCAGAACGGGGCAACCUGUCGACGGAGUCAUCUUGGACCUUUUUUCUUCUCUCCAGCCACGCGAAUCCUCUCGUUGACCCCUGUUCUCUUCGACUUCUCGACGAUACUCAUGGGACGACUUUCUCAACGAUUUUACGCUUGCCCUCCUCUUUCACUUGCUCUUUCUUAUCCCUCUUUUCAUCUUUUCGUGGCACGCGACCGUCGCGCGAUUCUCCGUAGAUAACACGCUCACUUUACGGCCGCGUACAAAUCUUCAAAUUCGACGAGCACGCGUUCAUCGUUCGGCUGCCUAUCUUUUCGUCGUUGUCUGUUGCGUGUGGUGCGAUGCGAGCGUGUGAUAAAAGGAAACGUCGAUCAGUUUCGCGGACACGGUGGAUAACGAGGAGGAAACGUCUCGUUGACGAAUUCUUUUUGGCGUUACUGGGCUUACUGGGAUGCUCCGAGCAUUUUAUUUGGCAAUUUCAAAAUUAGAGGGUUGAUAUCUAGAACCCAGAAUAUUCGGGACUUCCGAAUUCUGAGAUAACUAUAAAAUUUUUGCAUUCGGAACUCUGUAGAGUCAAAAAUGGAAACUUGGAAAGCCACAACCUAACCCUAAUCCUGUGGAGUCCCCAUAUUUUGCGGAGGCACCCUAUCGAUACCCGGUUACGCCAAUGGUGUAGCACUCGAAACGAAGCUAUGGGAUAAGUUUCAAGUCUCGAUCCGGGAAAACUUCCGGUCGUUACGAGCACGUGGAGCAUGCGGUUGUUUCGGUGGAUCCGAUGGAAUCCUCGGACGCGUAUUAAGAGCAGACGUUCCUCCGGUCACGCGUGUAGAUAAUUGCGCGUCGAUCCACGAAACGCCACCAACGAUCUCCUCUUUGGUCAAACGCCACCGUUUUUCCCUUUCGUUUCGUUUCGUCGUUGUGUUCGAUCGUUUUUCUAUUUCCCGUCGAUACGUUUUCUUUUUCGAUCCUGUGCUUACUCGACGCGGGUGAAUUUUAACGCGUCGAAUGCCGCAGUGCAAACGGCUGCGUGUAAUCAGCCAUAAUUACAUAUUCUGAAUAUGAUCGUUCUAUUUUUCAACUCAACACGUUGACUGCCGCAGCGGAAAUGUACAUUUGUUAUAUGUCGUAUUGAAACUCUUAAUCUUUCGGUGCACAUGGCUGCACAGAGCGUUGCAUUUUUAUCGCGUUAGACGGUAUCAGCAUAUUCUGUGACUGAGAAGAAAAACGAUAUACAGACAUGAGGUCGUAAAUGCUUUACUGGGAAGUUAUUACAAAUUUAUACCAAUUACAAGCGACUGAGUUCUGAAUUACAAAUGACUGGAUUAUGACUGGUUCUUUUAUAUGUUUAGUGAAAAAGAAUGAUGGCAGAAUUAAUUUAUCUAUGGCAUGACUUUUGCGAGAAUACGUUGAUAUCGUCUGACAAAAUAAAAAUUAAACUGUAUACAUCGUUCAAAGGCUGCAAAUUAAAAAUUGUAUAGUAAUCGACGUACAGUAGUUGAUCAUGUUAGUGUCCCUAAUACUGCAUGCAUACAGUUCGAUUCGAUUUUCGUCAGUUUUACGAUUAAAUUCGCAGUAGCGUUAAUUGCCAGCGUCAGUCAUUUAGCGUGAAAACCGUGCGAAAUUUCAUAUGCGAGUCGUACGUGAAAAAGAGUGUGGUCGAAAGAGUUAAUCGUCGGGAACGUAACAAAGCACGAAACGAAUGUAACAGUCUUUACCUGGGUCAGCAAACGAUCGAGCGAUACACGUAACGCACGACACACUGUUCCUCCUGUUUCAGCCCGUUUCUCUCGUUGAACGACCAUUCGAGCUGACAAUAAACGCGAACGACGGUUCUAGGCGUGUCUCGAGACACGAUUCUCUUUUUUUCUUCGCUCUAAUGUCCGGACAGUGGCGACGUGGUCCUCGAUGAAAGAAGCAAAAAGGCCGGGGUCCUUCUUCUGUCUCUCUAAAACCUUUCUUCCCUUUUAUCUGGCUGCUUUUAAGGGGAAUUACAGCCAGGAUGUGUAGAAAGGUUCAUGAAUAACGUGUCUACCGAAUAGGUAACGUUCGUCCUCUACACGCCUGCGAUUUUUGUUCCUCGCUCAGAUUCGCCGUCAUGAAAUAAAGAUACGCGACAGGCGGCUAAUCCAAAACGAGGAACCCGUCUCGUGCGUUACACGUGGCUUUUUUCGCAUGGAGUUUCAAAUUAUGCAGUUAACUGGAGUUUUAAUCAACAGGGGCUAUCGUCGCGUACAAAGAUUCAACGUUUUUCAGCUCGAUUACCGUGUUAAUCAAGGCCAUACCUUUCCGCUUCAUCGAUCACCUUAACACUCUCGCUACCAACAGUUAAUUACAAUUUCGUCCAUCGCAGACCAGUUUCUUUCUUACGAAAUAAUUUCGGAUCACGUCGUUUGUAUAUUGUACUAUUUUUAAGAUUAUUUGACUUUAGCUUUAAGGCAUACACGAAAGAGAGUUACUUACGAUCUAUCGCGCGAUAGAUCGGAAACGCUGGUAGCGAACGUGUUAAUCAUUUACCGAUUAAUUUCAUUUCCGCCGGCAAAAAGCGUUCAGAAUGGAACGACGAAAAUUUCUCUUACAAAAGAUCAACGAUUCGAAACGAAAGAACCGACGUCGAGAGGAGAUCGAGAAAAAUGUGUCCCGCAUUUCGUGCAUCGUUAACUACGACGUUUAUAUAUUACGUAUUUUUCUUGCGUCUAGGAAAGUUCACCGAUUUCAUCCGCGAAACUAAUGAAACGUUUGCCGGCGCGAGUAAGCGAGCGGGCGUAUUUUGCGUGUGGUGUGCGUGCGGUGCGCGUCUGUUUCGCUUGUCUGCGUGGAUAUUAGUGCGUUCGCGAGACGGUGUGCAAGGUUACUCUCCGUGAUCGACUGUAAUUUUAUAUAAUAUUUGUAAGGCAAAAGAAACAUUAUGUACAGCAUACCUGAUAGUAAAUAAUAAGUAUCUACCUUAUACCUAA